ACCUAUCGUGUGAGAGAGAGAAAGAGGACUAAGAUUAGGACCACGAAGUAAAAGGGGCUAUUUGACACGUACCGUGUGAUUAGCUGACUUUAUUCUAACUUGACCUCGGAGCAAUUGGCACUCGCACUAGAGAUGCUGAGAAGUCUGAGAUGCUGCAUCUAUCGCAACUUACUUUGGUAGCUCGCGAGCUACGGAAUCUGGAAGAGGUGGAGGACGAAUUCCAAAGUAAUUUCCAAAAAUGUUCCCUCCAAAAACUACGAGAAGAUGGAAAACGACAGACAGACGGAACUUUUCAAUUGAUUCGUCUUUCAACCCAACUCUUCCAUUUCUCGUUUAAUUUCAUCUCUUCUCUUCUCUGGUUUCUUCUUCUUCUUCUUCUUCUUCUUCUUCCCCAUUUCUCAGCUAGUCUUCAAGUGUCAAGUGAGCAUCAGCAUGGAUUCAAAGAAUUAUCAGCACCGUCCACGUGUCGGAUUCUUGUACGAUGAGAGGAUGUGCAGGCACUCCACCCCCGACGGCGAAGAUCACCCCGAGAAUCCCAAUCGAAUCAAGGCCAUAUGGCAGAAACUCGAAUCCGCCGGAAUCCCUGAGAGAUGUGUUGUUUUGAAUGCUAAAGAAGCAGAGGAUAGGCAUAUAGCAUCAGUUCAUACACAGAGUCAUAUCAAAUUGAUAAGGAAUAUUAGCUCGAGAGAAUUUGAUUCGCGAAGGAAAAAAGUUGCUUCAAAAUUUAAUUCCAUAUAUCUCAAUGAGGGCUCAUCAGAAUCUGCUUAUCUUGCUGCUGGCUCAGUUAUGGAGGUUUCUGAGAAGGUUGCAAAAGGGGAGCUGGAUUCUGCUGUUGCCAUUGUUAGACCUCCUGGGCAUCAUGCAGAACCAGAUGAAGCAAUGGGGUUUUGUCUAUACAACAAUAUUGCCAUCACAGCAAGCUUUCUCUUGAAUGAAAGACCAGAAUUGGGUAUUCACAAAAUUCUGAUUGUUGAUUGGGAUGUUCAUCAUGGAAAUGGUACCCAAAAAAUGUUCUGGAAGGACCCUCAGGUGUUGUUCUUCUCUGUUCAUAGGUUUGACUCUGGAAGCUUUUAUCCAGGGGGGGAUGAUGGUUUUUACACUAUGGUUGGAGAAGGAUUAGGUGCAGGAUAUAAUAUAAAUGUUCCUUGGGAGCAUGGGCGAUGUGGUGAUGCAGACUACCUAGCAGUUUGGGACUAUAUUUUGAUUCCUGUUGCCAGGGAUUUUAAUCCAGACAUUAUCCUAAUCUCUGGUGGAUUUGAUGCAGCCACAGGUGAUCCUCUAGGAGGUUGUCGAAUCACACCAUAUGGAUAUUCUGUUAUGAUGAAAAAGCUAAUGAAGUUUGCUCAGGGAAAGAUAGUGAUGGCUUUAGAAGGAGGCUAUAAUCUUGAUUCUCUGGCAAAUUCGGUGCUGGCAUGUGUCAAAGUUCUAUUAGAUGAUGAGCCUGUAGUUGGAACUUCAGAGGCCUACCCAUUUGAGUCGACAUGGCGUGUGAUACAAAAGGUUCGCCAAGAAUUAAGCCCAUUCUGGCCAAUAUUGGCUGAUGAAUUACCAAAGACCAUUGAGAAGGCAACUCCCAUUCAGUAUAUUUUGAGCUCAAGUUCUGAUUCCGAUGCUGAGAAUGAUGAAAAGGACACUCCAUCAGCAAACAUGGUGAAGGUUGUUGAGGAUGUUAUCCAACCCUUGUCAAUGCUUAAAGUUGAUCAGGAUAGUCAUGAUCAAAGUAUCAAUAGUUCUAUUUCCUGGAGAUCAAAGGUUUCAAAGAUAGAUAUCUGGUAUGCAAGCUAUGGAUCAAACAUGUGGAAAGAAAGGUUCCUCUGCUAUAUUGAAGGUGGACAGGUGGAGGGCAUGAAGAAAAUAUGUCCAGGUUCACAAGAUAGAAGCCUGCCAAAAGAGAUUUUAUGGAAGAUUGUGCCUCACCGCAUGUUCUUUGGGCGGUCACAUACAUAUACAUGGGGUAGUGGAGGAGUUGCUUUCCUUCAUCCUAAAAGUAAUGUCAAUGAUAGAGCCUACUUGUGCCUGUAUAAAAUAACGCUUGAGCAGUUUAACGACUUGUUGCUUCAGGAGAACAGUACUAACCAGGACAUUACACCUCUGUUUGACUUGCUUGAUUUGGACACUAUUGUGGAAAAUAAAUCCAUCUCUCCGGAGGCUCUUAAGGGUAAAUGGUACUCAAAUGUGGUUUACUUGGGAAAGGAGGGAGAUAUUCCCAUAUUCACAAUAACGUGUUCUCUUUCUGAUAUUGAGAGCUUUAAAUCUGGAAAGCUUCCAAUGCAUGCUCCAUCAAAAGCAUACAAGGAGACAUUGGUGAAAGGUCUGGUACAAGGUGGGCAACUCUCAGAAGCAGAGGUCAUGGAUUACAUUGAUGAUGCAGCUACUAAACCCUUGUGAUAGCAUUCAUGGUAUUGUCUUGUCCAUACUAUUUGUAAAUCCUAGAUAGCAAUCUCAAUACUGUUCUAAAUUGUAGUGUUAAAAAGCAUGCCCGCUUUUGGAAAAUAGAAACACGGUACUUGCACCUUGGAUGGAUAUUUUUGAUGUUAAAAGAGAGUUAUAUUCAUAGGCUUUCGAUCUA
Molecule: messenger RNA, 2569 nt
Organism: Nelumbo nucifera (sacred lotus)
Lineage: Eukaryota; Viridiplantae; Streptophyta; Magnoliopsida; Proteales; Nelumbonaceae
Gene: HDA05
Product: histone deacetylase 5
Biological process (GO): epigenetic regulation of gene expression
Cellular component (GO): cytoplasm; histone deacetylase complex
Molecular function (GO): histone deacetylase activity
Source: RefSeq, a predicted model, not a curated record